Molecule: messenger RNA, 834 nt
Organism: Capsaspora owczarzaki ATCC 30864
Lineage: Eukaryota; Filasterea; Ministeriida; Capsasporidae
Exons: 4
Coding region: 26-691 (221 amino acids)
Source: RefSeq, a predicted model, not a curated record
AUUAUUUCCAUCUUCUCAGAAAAAAAUGUCGUUGAUGGAUGCUGUUGAAUCGCCAAACCUGAGCGCGCCGGUCAUCACUGGCGGCGUCUCCAACUCGUCCGGCCUCGAUCAGGACGCCCAGCAGCUCGGCCAGGAGCUCACCUGCCCCAACGUUGUCUACGGCUGCCCCUUCCGCUCACUCGCGCCGGCCAUGGACGAGCACCUCCACUUCCAUUGCGAAAAGCAGCAGCUCAAGGAGUACAUUCUCGAAAAGGAAGCAGAGGUCGUCCGCCUGCGAAACGAGCUCCACAUCAAGGAGGCAGAGCUGGGUAACCUGCGCAGCGCACUCGGCGAGCCUCGAACUGGCUCCAAGCUGCAGGAAGGUUUUGCAAAGGUCAAGACCGAGUUCAACGAGGUUGUCGAGAACAUUAAGAACUCUGAAGCGCUUGCCAUUUCCAAGCAAAAAUCCGCUCAAGCCGGCCAAAAGAUUCGUGACGCCUUUGCCAGCUUUACCGCCGCAGCAAGCAAGAGCAUUGACGAUUUCAAGGAAUCAAACACGUACAACUCGGUCGCCGAUGGCGCUCGCCGUGCCAGCAUGAAGGUCAAGGAAAGCGUUCGCCGCACCUCUGCAUCGACAUCGGAAGCUGCCACGCCAUCGACAUCGCAGGAAGCGCCCAUCCCGGACGCUGAGCAGCCACCGCAGUCUCAAUAACAACCUGCAUUGCGCUGCAUACCUCAUUUUGUUUAUUUCUUGUUGGUUGGUGCAUGUUGACUCUGUUUACACAUGAAUUGGAAAUCAAGCACUUUUGCUUUGUUGGAUUCGUGCAAUCGCCGAAUUUCGGUUGGAGGCGGGGG